Molecule: messenger RNA, 2226 nt
Organism: Branchiostoma belcheri (Belcher's lancelet)
Lineage: Eukaryota; Metazoa; Chordata; Leptocardii; Amphioxiformes; Branchiostomatidae
Exons: 1
Coding region: 1-1359 (452 amino acids)
Source: RefSeq, a predicted model, not a curated record
AUGAACUCAACACGGAAGAGGCUCUUCCAGCCUCUGGAAGACAGACACCAGCUACCAGACAUCAGCAAUAGGGACAGACUGGCCAAGUCCCUUCGACGAGCCGUACCAGAAGCUGUCCUGUUUACAGCCCUGGAGAAGCAAGCACAUAAGGAAAACGUUGAGUCUGGACAGCCUCUGUCACCUCAGCAUCUUUUUAUGGAUGCUAUGGCAAAGCCAUACACCCAAGAUUCUACAACCGAGUUCAUCUCCUCCUUAGUCAUCAGUAAAGAUGACGUGGCCGUCCUGGAAAAGGCCACCAGAGGCCAAUCUAGUUCUCCCAUCUGGACCAUGGCCCGCAGGGGAAGACUGACAGCUUCCAAUUUCUACAGCAUAUAUACCAAAGUUCAAUCCAUCAAGAAGAGGCCUGGCACAUCAGCAGAUGCUCUACUGGGAAAACUCAUGGGGUACUCGCGUACCAGCGAGACACUGACCGCCAUCAAAUAUGGCCGAGAAAUGGAGGCUGAUGCCAAGCAAGCACUGUUUGAAGUCUUUGACGAAGAACAUCAAGAAGCAUGUUGUGAACCUGUAGGUCUUGUGCUCUCUGAACAAAGAGCAUUCCUGGGUGCCUCCCCCGAUGCAGUGUUGAGCUGCAAGUGUCACGGCCAAAGAGUGGCUGAGCUAAAAUGCCCUAUGUCAUGCAAGGAUACUGCUCCAAGUCCAACCAUCCUGCCAUAUCUGUAUGAAAGUGGUGAUGGACUGAAGCUAAAAACAAACCAUGGCUACUAUGCCCAGUGCCAAGGACAAAUGGCACUUACAGGCUACAAGUUGUGCAGCUUCUACGUGUACAGUCCACAUGGCAGCAUUCACAUCCCUGUGAAGUUUAACAAGACAUAUUGGGAGGAGAUCAGGGAUGCGCUCGACUACUUCUUCAAGGAGUAUGUGGCUCCUGAGCUGCUGACAGGAAGGCUCAAACGGGAGCUUGAUGCCAGUGCCAGUGGUGAAGUAGCAACCAGCAGCACAAACCACAAUACACCAAGUACCUCCAGUGCGGUGCCUGGCACUGCUGACACUAGCCAUGGUCUUAUUCCAACAUUUGAUGGAAUCAACCUCUGCCAAACUGUGUCACCCUUGGCGAAUUCCAGUACUGCCACAGUCUCAGUGCUGAGUCCCGUCAUUUGCCCCAUUUGUGCUCAUCCAUGCCUUGAACAGUGUUCAAGGUUCACUGAAGGUAGUGUUGGGUGUGACACCUGCAACAUGUGGUUCCAUUUCACAUGCGUUGGUAUCCAAAACGAUCAGCAGGUGGAUAAUCUCCCUACUCUCUGGCAGUGUUCUGCUUGUGCGCAUGGUCUAAACAAGAUCAAUCCCUCAGUUCAAAAGUAGAUAUGACAGUCAGGAACUUACCAGUUUCCACUUUCCACAAACUCCAGUUUCAGAAAGAGAAAACAGAUUGAUGUAAAUAUUAUGAAAUCGUAAAUGAAUGUAAUGGAUUGAGCAAAAUGCUAUUGGCAUUAUUGUUGCAUAUUUACUACUAAGAUGAUCGUUAUCUUGGUAAAAGUGUUUCUGACAGAUAUACCAAUAUGUCCCAUAUAUAUAUAUAAUGGAACCAAAAUUAUUUCUACUACUUAUGAUAGUAAUUAUUGCUUGACUGUUGGUGGACUAAAUGGAGCUGCUAUAACCCUGUUUGUAUUGUUACUGUUGUUAUUUCACUUGAACUUGACUGUACAGGAAAACAGGAAAGUGAUUAUACGGCCAUCUGAUUUUUCACUAUCAUAAUGUCCAAUACAUAAGGAAUGUUCAUGCGGCGAUGUGAGUCAGACUCAGUAUUGAGCGAAGGAAGUCAUGCAUGUAAGAAAUAGUACUUGUAUCUUCGAGUCCUGAGACUGCAGUAUACGAUUAAAGCUCCCAUCAAAACGUUGUAGAUCUAGGUUUUAUGUUGAUAUAUAGUAAAGUCGGCUGUCAGGAUAGCUAGUUAUCGGAUGGUGAACGCACUUCGGAACAACAACAAUUAUGUCACGUAUCUACAUCUGCAUCUAACGUUACAUCUAUUUAAUACUGGGCCAAACCCUACAUCUCGCCCAGGGUCUUACAUACAGACGAGACAUAGAUGCGGCCGGUGGGAGGGGGGAGGGUGCUCACAUACGUACACUCCUUGCUCGCACGUAAAUACUAGUAUAUGCGAAAAUAUUAGCCCAAAAGAAAAAUACAGCAGUAGUUUAGAGCUUAAAAUACCAACAGCACCGAGAAAAA